This is a messenger RNA of Drosophila rhopaloa, 892 nucleotides long. RefSeq names its product GSK3-beta interaction protein. Lineage: Eukaryota; Metazoa; Arthropoda; Insecta; Diptera; Drosophilidae. The coding region runs from base 154 to 612 and encodes 152 amino acids. Gene Ontology annotation, cellular component: cytoplasm. The record is from RefSeq and is a predicted model, not a curated record. Gene Ontology annotation, molecular function: kinase regulator activity; protein kinase A binding. Gene Ontology annotation, biological process: regulation of canonical Wnt signaling pathway. The transcript has a single exon.
CCGCCAUCUAAAAUAUACUAACGCGUGUUAGAUGCCAGACAGCUGCUGUGACAUAUGGAAAAGAAAAGACAUGUUGCGCCUGUAAGAACCGAACAAAAUCGACUGGGAUUCAAUUAAAAGGCGAGCCUAAGCUUUCCUUGCGAACCUGACAGGAUGGGCGAACCAAAAACCAGCGCGGAGCUUGGUGAGGAGCAGGCCUUCAACUGCGAGGACGAGGCCAACGCCAUCAUCAACGAUGUGAAGGCACACGUCGCGGAGAUAUGCAUUUCCUCCAAACUGGCGAGCGAUGCCACGCAGAUCUACCUUAACAUCCGCACCAUUGAAAGCGCCACUUGCUGCGUGCAGGUGACCAGUCGUGGCUUCAAAAUCGUCUCCUCCCAGUACGACACCAUAGACGAGGAUCCACGGAUCUCCGCCCUGCUCCGCAACGGACAAAACCAGGAAGAAGAUGAGCAGGAAGAGAUCUUCGAAACGCCCUACGCGCUGCUGGACAAGAUCAGUCCACGCUAUGUAGAGUCGUUUGGUAACCAGUUGUGCCAGCAGCUCAGACAGCUGCAGCAGAUGCGGACCGAGUUUCACGAGGAGGACGAGGAGGAGGAGGAGGAGGAGUAGUGAUGGCAAACGGACUCCAUCUCCCAACCGAGGCUGUUUACUCUUUAGACAGAAGAUUUUAAUGUUAGUUUAAUUGAAUGUUUACUCGUAAUGGCAGAGCUAGAGCUCCGAUUUCCUAAAUAUUUAUGUGUGUCUGUGCCGCAAAAGUAUUCCCGCAUGAGUCGGUCAUGCAGUCGCCUCAUUUCACCAUACCCUCUCCUUGCUUAGCAAACGAAUACCGCUCCAGAUUCGCGUUAGACCUUAAGGCGUUUCAAAAAUAAAGAUUGUGAUUGCAACUCCA